AUGGAAUUGCAGUUUGGAGUUUUGCUGAUUUUGGUUUUGGUGGUAGCUUCAUCAGGGCAGGAGAGGUGUACCUGUGCGACCAAUAAGUGGACAGUAUGCACGCAGGAUAUAUCUGGGAUCUGCACCUGCACACUGGUAGGUUCAAAUCACAGGGUAAGUUGUUCAACGCUGACUUCAAAAUGCUUGCUGAUGAAGGCAGAAAUGAUCCCUCGCAAGGGCAAGCGCUUCCAUGGACCUCGCAAUGGGUUUGUAGAUAAUGAUGGCAUUUACAAUCCGGAGUGUGAGGACAGUGGUAUCUUCAAAGCCAGGCAGUGCAACCAAACUGAUACCUGCUGGUGUGUCAACACUGCUGGAGUAAGAAGAACUGAAAAGGGGGACAGAAGCCUAAGGUGCAGUGAACUGGUUAGAACAAGCUGGAUCUACAUUGAACUGAAACACAAAAAAAUGGCCAGUACCUUUGAAGAUCCCGAAGUAGCAAGUGCCCUGAAACGUCUGUUUCAGAACCGAUAUAAACUGCAUCCAAAGUACAUUGCAGAUGUGAAAUAUGAUUCCCCUUUUAUCCAAAUCCACUUAAGUCAAAAUGACUUUGAGAAAUCUGACAAUGAUGUAGAUAUAGCUGAUGUAGCUUAUUACUUUGAAAAGGAUAUAAAGGACAACUCCAUAUUUCACUCUAACAAUAGAUUAAAUGUGUCUGUUAAUGGAGAAGCUCUGGAUAUUGAAAAAAUACUAAUUUACUAUGUUGAUGAAAAGCCACCAGAGUUUUCUGCAAGACGUAUGAUUGUUGGUGUCAGCGUUGUGGUGACAGUGAUAACGCUGACUAUCAUCUUUGGGGUUACUGUGCUGGUUAUCCUGAGGUGGCAGCGGACAGGAAAAUAUAAAAAAAUUGAGAUUAAAGAAAUGAGUGAAAUGAGAAGAUCAACUUUACGGUUGCCUUAAUCUGAAAAAGGAAAUGCAACUUCAACAGUAACAAAAACAACAGAAGUAAAAAUUGCGAACCGAUUCAGUGUGCAUGGAUGGGUUUGGAGAGUGUCUUCUGUUUUACUAGGGAAUUGUUGGUGAUUUUUA
Rhea pennata is the source of this 1065-nucleotide messenger RNA. RefSeq names its product tumor associated calcium signal transducer 2 (gene TACSTD2). Gene Ontology annotation, cellular component: membrane. The coding region runs from base 1 to 936 and encodes 311 amino acids. The record is from RefSeq and is a predicted model, not a curated record. NCBI's taxonomy places the organism in Eukaryota, Metazoa, Chordata, Aves, Rheiformes, Rheidae. The transcript has a single exon.